This is a messenger RNA of Scleropages formosus (Asian bonytongue), 6048 nucleotides long. RefSeq names its product rho guanine nucleotide exchange factor 18-like. Gene Ontology annotation, molecular function: guanyl-nucleotide exchange factor activity. Lineage: Eukaryota; Metazoa; Chordata; Actinopteri; Osteoglossiformes; Osteoglossidae. The annotation marks the transcript as partial. The transcript has 25 exons. The record is from RefSeq and is a predicted model, not a curated record.
UGCCGCCCUUGCUCUGAUCCCCAGGAGCCCGGUGCUUGUGGGCGGAGCCUGCGGUCACGCUCGGACGCGCUGACGUCACAGAGGCGCCGGACCGUCCGCGUGCUGACCACUUCCAAACGGGCAGCCGGGGCUGCGGAAGGGGGUCCGGAGCCGGAGGAGACGCUGCAGAGCGACGAAGGACAGAGUCACGUGCUGCUGAUUCAGAAGGUCCUGCAGGAGCUGAAGCAGUAUCACGGGGCCAAGCAGCAGAGCACUCGCAAGGACGCCAAGGAAGCUUCCGGCAACGUCACCUGGUUUGAGUUCCUGUCCAAAGAGACCGAGGAGGAGGAGGAGGAGCAGCUGGAGAAGGUGGAGCGAGGCACCAAGGUGAAGCGCACGCUGAGCUCCCUCAAGAGCCGUGUCACCGGUUCCUUCAACAAGGACAAGGCUAAGAGUCGGGAGAAAGAGCAGCAGAGGGAGAGGGACAGAGAGAAGCUUCCGGGCCCUGGCAGUGGUCACCAGCUGGUCCCCGGGACCUUCUCCAGCUUGGCCACCUGCUCUGUGUGCUGCAGGAGUCUGCAGAGGAAACACGGCCUGCAGUGCCUGGACUGUGCGGUGAAUGUCCACCGGAGCUGCAGAAACCUUCUGCCGGAGUGCGGAACCAGCAAGCUCAAAGACCCCUUCCGUAAGAGUCCGAGCCCAGCCGCGAAGGAGGCCCCGCACCUGGCUGGCCUUGAGGCCCACGCUCCCUCCGGCUCUCCCCGUAGCCCAGGCAUGACCAUCACCCCCCGAGGGAGCAGUUCCCAGCCUGCAGUCCCUGCAAGAACCUGCAGCAGCCCCAGCGGAUCCCUUCCCAAGGAGAUGGAGGAUGUUGACAGCGGCAGGUUACGACUGGUGGCGGACGACUCCAUUUCUCUGUCCUCGUCCACCACCGAUUCCAUCGGAGAAGAUGCCCAUUACUCCGACCUGCAAGCAGAUCUGGAGGCUGACGCCCAGGACCUGGAGCUGGAUUCCUGGAGCCUUAUGGUGGAUCAGGAGUACCUUCAGAUGUUGCAAAAGAAGGAUGUCAAGAGGCAGGAUGUGAUCUAUGAGCUCAUGCAGACGGAGAUGCAUCACGUGCGCACACUCAAGAUCAUGCUGGGUGUGUAUGUGCAUGAGAUGCACAAGUCGCUGCACAUGGACCAGAGCGACCUGGAGCGCCUUUUCCCUCAGUUGGAGGACCUGCUGGAGGUCCACCGGCACUUCCUGUCCCGUCUCCGGCAGCGCCGGCGCGAGUCAAUGGAGCCCGGGAGUGAGCGUAACUAUGUCAUUUGGCAGCUUGGGGACAUCCUCAUCGCCCAGUUCUCAGGGGACAUCGGGGACCGCAUGAGGAGAAGCUACAGCAACUUCUGCGGUCACCACCAUGAUGCGGUCAGCUUCUACAAGGAGCAGCUCCAGACCAACAAGAGGUUUCAGAGCCUGAUUCAAAAAAUAAGCAACCUGUCCAUCGUGCGUCGUCUCGCCGUGCCGGAGUGCGUCCUGCUGGUGACGCAACGCAUCACCAAGUAUCCCGUUCUGGUGGAGCGCCUCCUGCAGUACACAGAUGAAGGCACCGAGGAGCACGACGGCCUGGCCCAUGCCCUGGAACUGCUCCGAGACAUCCUCGUCUACGUGGACGCGCAGGUGAGCAAGGAGACUCGUCUCCGAGACCUCGCCAGUAGGAUGGAGCCCCGGUGCGCCGGCAAGAUGAAGGACGGCCAGCUCUUCAGGCGGGAGGACCUGACCCGAGGGGGGCGAAAGCUGCUGCACGAAGGGCCCCUCUGCUGGAAGGCUGCAUCUGGUCGACUCAAAGAUAUUCUGGCUGUGCUCCUAUCGGAUGUCCUCCUGUUACUCCAAGAAAAGGAUCAGAAGUUAACGUUCUCCGCUGUGGACAACAAGCCCUCAGUGAUCAGCCUCCAGAAGCUAAUUGUGCGAGAGGUGGCUCAUGAGGAGAAAGCAAUGUUCCUCAUCUGCGCCUCAUCCAAAGAGCCCGAGAUGUACGAGAUCCACACGAUGUCCAAGGAGGAGCGCAGCACGUGGAUGGGCCACAUCCGCCAGGCUGUGGAGAACUGCUGCAAGGUGGAGCAAGAACCUGCAAGAGAGCAGGAGGAGAUACAAACUGUCUUGCAGCAGGAGUUCCAAGUGCUGCUCCGCCUUAAAGAUGCACAGGUCAUGCAGACCCUGACAGAGAAGCUGAAGAUUUUUGUGGAGUUAGCCAAGGUCAUGGGCAUGGAGGACACAGUGUCAUGCCCACGUCUGCUCUUGCGGGGCGAUGACUCUGACCUCCAGCGAGGAGAGCACCUCCUCAACGGAGCCAUCACUGAAGUGGAGAACCUGCAAAACUUCUUGGUGUCCCACGCGAGGAAGUCCUACGACACCCUGGAGCAGGACCAUGGCCCAGGGGGGCCUCCCAAGAGGGCGGAAACCUUUGGCGGCUAUGACAGCACCUCCACCGUCAACACUGGCACCAUGAAGUCCCACAGUUGGGACGGCCCGUCCAGAGACAGGAGUCAGCGGGCCAACUCGGACCCUCAGCUCCAGGGGCUGUAUGCCCACGACGACCCGCAGCAGCUGGAAGGCGGUUCCCGAGAGUGUCCACCCUUCAUCUUGUCGCAGCUCUUUACUCAGGUCUACCUGCUGUCUAGGAUUCUCUACAGCCUGCAGGCUGUGGUGUCCCAGCAGGACAGCCAGAAAGAGCUGCACCGCGCCUGUCAGACUGAGCGUGAGCGACCGUGCCGCACCCGCACCAGCCCGCUGCUCGAGCAGGAGAAGCAGCGCAACCUGGAGAAGCAGCGAGAGGAGCUGGCAAGUUUCCAGCGGCUGCAGAGCGAGUACCGGGAGCAGCGCGCACACUGGGAGCAGGAACGCGACCGGCAGCGGCGCCGGACAGAGGCAGUGGAGGCGGCGUUGUGCGGGCGGGAGGAGGUGUGCCACGCCCUGGAAGCUCGGCUCACGAGGGACCGCCAGCUGCUGCAGGAGCAGCGGGAGCAGUACCAGCAGGACCUGGAGCGGCUGCGCGAGUCCACACGGGCUGUCGAGCGCGAGCGAGAACGCCUGGAGCAGCAGCAGAAGAGGUUCCGCAAGCACAUGAGCAUUGCCAACCCUGGCCAGCUUACCCAUGAUGCCACACAGGCCACAGUCAACGGCGAGUUCCCGAGUGCCGGCCGAGAGCUGCGCAAACCCCCCAAGCCACCGCCGCAUGCGCGUCCCAGCCUCCCUGCGGCGUUGUCGGAUGACCUGGAGCGACCCGAGGUGCCCCCACGGCGGGAGAGCGCUGGCAUGCCCCCCGCCAAGCCGGAGGUCCCCAUCCACCUGCUGAGCACCACCAACCAGCUAGCAAAACAGAGAGAGGUGCAGCAGCAGAUUCCGACCAAGCUGGCGCUGCGCAAGGACAAGGGCGGCAAGGCAAAGGCGGCGCAGCGCUCCGAGAGUGCUGGUGAGUCCCAAUCCCCACCCCCUGCUGCUAGCAGGAGCCCUGGCUGCAGGGUUGCUGGACUAACUCCCUGGGUUUGGCGCCGUUUUUGCUCCCCCCACAGCAUCCACUUUGCUCAGACCCUCGGAGAAGGAAGACGGGAAUGCGCGAGGACAGCAGCCGCUCGGCUCACUCCACCUGCACGGUCCAGGUGGUGCCCCUCUCCUCGAGAACCAGGCCCCCAAGCCUGACCCCCAACUGAACCGGCUCCCCGCCGCUGAAGACGACGUCAUCUUCUUCUGAGCAGAGUUCUUGUUUCAGAAUGGACCCAUCCUUCAAAAACACAUUUUAUGCAAAGAAUGUCAGUGUUUCAUGCACUGCGAAAGCAUAGCGAAAGAGACUGAGGAAAGCGGUAGGAGGAGAAGGAGCACAAAAGGAAGGAACUGUGGGUUGUUGCUUUCUGAGCACUCUGUAAAGCGCUAAAAGGGACAAAUCUUGACUUUUUUUUAAAAAAAUUCCUGAUUUCAUGUGUUUGUGAAAAUACUUUUAUCAUUGUCUUAAGCUAAAUGCCAGUAUGUUGCUGUGCUUGGGCCGCUGACACAGGUUACCACUGUAAAAAGUCUUACAGCUUCAGCUGAAAUGUUUAAGGGCAUGAAGGAUGUGAUCAUUCUGCUGUCGUGGGAGAUGCAUCCUACCUGCAGUAGAUCACAUGUCCCACUAGUAGUUACAGCUCCUCGUUGGCUUAGGGGGAGAGACUCCCCUUCAGAUAUUUACAUAAAAGUAGAGGCAUGGUGCUUGGGGGUGGAUAGGACUGCAAGGCUAAACCUGCUUCAGUCCGACUUGGUCAUUUCCCUGUACCUACAUAUACACACGUGUGCCUGUGGCCCACUGAGAAAGUGCUACAGUCCAACCCUAGGGAAACGCUUCCACUCAACAUACUUCCUACCUGUAGGUGUUCUUGGAACCGCUGUCACUGAAGGUGAGUCACAUACCUCUGCAAUCUUGCUUGGGUGACUUACUGACCAAGGACUGAGUAGUUCCCAUGAUGCUCAGUUGGGGGAGGUACGAAGCUGGAGUCCCUGCAGGGAUCUGCAUCUCUGGUGCUCGCCUUAUUCAUCCAUACUCUCUGAGUGUGUACAGAACCCAGCCGACAACAUGAUUCGCUACCCGAACCUCUGCUUGCAUCCUACAGCCUGUCGCCAACACCAAUCUUUUAGUAACUUAUCCAUGAAGAAGAAAGAAAGAAAAGGGGGGGGAUGUUUUUCUGUAUGAAACUCUGGGUAAGUUGUAAAUAUGCACACAAAUCCUGGAUGCUGCCACUGACAUUUUAGUCACUUUGAGGGUCGCAAACUGCAAUUCCUGUUAUCUGCACACCAGUGAUUUUACUUACUCCUGUAAUCACUAAGUCUUGGGAAAUGACAGAAAUGUUGCCUUAGAAGAAAUUAUUUUAGCAAUAAAACAAUUAAUGGAUUUCUUGAUUUCGCUGCAUUAUUUGCUCAGACUUUUACAGCCUAUGGAUGAUAGGACUGCACUACUGGUGGCUGAUAUACAAAGACCAGGUUCUGUUGAGUGGAUCACUAUUCUGAAGGUCACAACAGUCCUUUCAAAUCACAUUCAGACCACAUCAGGGUGUAGCUCUGCGAUUUCACUUCCAUAACAGCGGCCAACACAAACUGCACAAGAGCUGCAGACGCACAACUGUAAUUGUAACUGUAACAAUUUUCUCCCUGAGAUACACUGACAUCUGUCCCAGGUCCCAAAACGCUUUUUAGGCUUAACUUCAGUGGUUUCAGACAAUGUGUGAGUGUGAGACUUCAGUUUACCGCUUGGUCUAACAGAACACUAUUGCAUAGACCAGAUUAGAGUCUAGCAGCAUCAGCUCAUCAAGUACAUGGAAGUGCACGGAAGUGCACAUGUGGCCUGCCAACGCCUGGAGAGGAAAAAGAGACUGGGAGGGGGAGACCAUCACUGUAACAGCUUGCAGAAAUAUGAGCCCAUUGUGCGAAAAAGGGUAUAACUUCCCAUUCCCAUUUUCACUCAUUAUGCAGCCACGGUACUUCAGAAAAUGGGCUUCACAUGAUCACGAACAAAGAUGCAACAGGCACUACACCCACACACGUGUGCGCCUGGUCACGGGUGAUUGCUGACAACAGAGCUCCAGUCCCCAGCAAAGGGUUCAGAGCAGCCAUUGAGCACAACAGAGUAAACAUGAAAAAAACACUAACGCACGUUAAAAUGAGUGACUGGAGUUUGUGUUCUCUAUGUACAGACCAUUAGGGUAAAGCAGCAUGGGCAAAUACUGUCAUACUGGAAAUCUCAACAACUCAAAAUCAUUACUGUCAAAUAUUACUGCUGAAAGAUCCAUCUUACUCAAUUUAGCUGAUGCUUUUCUCCAAAGCGUCCAAAAAUGUUAGGCUGCUUACAAUGAUUUACCAAGUUACACAACAGGAGGUUGGAUUCCGGUCCUUGUAGAAACUGUAAACACGUGACUCUGAACUCAGACAGACAGAAUGUGUUCUUUCAGGGAGCAGCAGCACUGAGGAGGAACUGCAGGUGUGUUUCAAACUUAUAUUCUACAUUUACAGUUAUUCACUUAGCAGAUGCUUCUCCAAAGUGACUUCCAAUGGAUACUAUGUAGU